This is a messenger RNA of Parasteatoda tepidariorum (common house spider), 9444 nucleotides long. NCBI's taxonomy places the organism in Eukaryota, Metazoa, Arthropoda, Arachnida, Araneae, Theridiidae. The record is from RefSeq and is a predicted model, not a curated record.
AUGAAGAUGCUUAGAAUGCUACAUAAAGGCUACUUCAAUUUAUUCUGGUGGAUAAUAUUCUUGCACAUCAACUUUCUUGCGAUUUCUGCAGCCCGAGAACAUGGUGAACCACCAGUCAUACAGCCUUUCAGUUUUUCUGAAAUUUUAUCUGAAGGGGAUGAUGUUAAAGUGGCAUGUGUUGUCACUAAAGGUGAUUCCCCUUUGAAAUUUCGGUGGUUUUUGAACAACAAGGAAAUACAGAAUGAAUCUAAAUUCCACAUCAGCACACAGGCUGAUAUUUCAAUUCUAGUGGUGAAGCAACUGAGUGGAUUUAGUAGUGGAAAUUUUACCUGCCAAGUAAAUAAUGCAGCAGGCAAAGAUGCACACUCAGCAUUACUGGUGAUUAAUGCUCCACCGAAAUGGACAAAAGAACCGCAGAGCGUUGAAAUGGAGCUUGGAUCAGUAGUAGCACUGGACUGUGCCGCAUCCGGCUAUCCGGCACCCCAGGUCACGUGGUCGAGGGUGGAAGGCUCCUCGUCGGCUCCACUGACAGUUCGGAAUGGUUCUUUGCAUUUUAAUCCCCUUCUGAAUGAGCACAGAGGAGAUUAUGUCUGCGAGGCCAGAAACAGCGUAGGUUUAAAACUAAGCUCUUUGUCGGUAGAUAGCCUACUGACAGUUCGGAAUGGCUCUUUGCAUUUCAAUCCCCUUCUGAAUGAGCACAGAGGAGAUUAUGUCUGCGAGGCCAGAAACAGCGUAGGUUUAAAACUAAGAAAAAUUAUAACCCUCUCUGUUCUGGGUGAACCACCAGUCAUAGUACCUUUCAGUUUUUCUGAAAAUUUGUCUGAAGGUGACAAUGCUAAAGUGCCCUGUGUCGUCACUAAAGGCGACUCCCCUCUGAAGUUUCGAUGGUUUUUGAAUAAUAAAGGAAUUCAAAAUGGAUCACAAUUUCACAUCAGUACCCAACCUGAUAUUUCAGUUCUUGUGGUAAAACAACUGACAGGACUCAGCAGUGGAAAUUUUACCUGUCAAGUAAAUAAUGCUGCAGGCAAAGACACGCACACCGCAUCAUUGGUGGUAAACGCUCCCCCGAAAUGGUUAAAAGAACCACAGAGUGUUGAAAUGGAGCUUGGAUCAGCAGUAACACUGGACUGUGCUGCAUCCGGCUAUCCGGAGCCCCGGAUCACGUGGUCGAGGAUAAAAGGCUCUUCAUCAGCCGACAUCCCGUUGACAGUUCGGAAUGGCUCCUUAUAUUUCAAUCCCCUUCUGAAUGAGCACAGAGGAGAUUAUGUCUGCGAGGCCCGAAACAGCGUAGGUUUAAAACUAAGAAAAACCAUAACCCUCUCUGUUCUGGAUUUUUCAAGGGAGUCGCCAGUCAUAAUGCCUUUUAGUUUUUCUGAAAAUUUGUCUGAAGGAGAUAAUGCUAAAGUGGCCUGCGUCGUCACUAAAGGUGACUCCCCUUUGAAGUUUCGGUGGUUUUUGAAUAAUAAAGAAAUACAAAAUGGAUCACAAUUCCAUAUAAACACUCAACCUGAUAUUUCAAUUCUUGUGGUGAAACAACUGAGUGGAUUUAAUAGGGGAAAUUUUACCUGUCAAGUAAAUAAUGCAGCAGGCAAAGAUACUUACACCGCAUCAUUGGUCUUAAAAGCUCCACCAAAAUGGACAAAAGAACCACAGAGUGUUGAAAUGGAGCUUGGAUCAGCAGUAACACUGGACUGUGCUGCAUCCGGCUAUCCGGAGCCUCGCAUCACUUGGUCUAGGGUUGAAGGCUCAUCGUCGACUCCACUAACAGUUCGGAAUGGCUCUUUACAUUUCAAUCCCCUUCUGAAUGAGCACAGAGGAGAUUAUGUCUGCGAGGCUAGAAACAGUGUAGGUUUAAAACUAAGAAAAACCAUAACCCUCUCUGUUCUGGGUGAGUUGACAAAGAAAUGCCUUUUAUCAACUUAUUUCGCAAGUGAAUUAUUUUGCCUUCGGGCGCCCGUUGUCUUUAGAAAGAAUUAUUUGAUGGAGGCGCUUCUUGUUCCAUCAGUUGAACAAUUAUAUAUAUCCGCAUGUUCAGAACACAUUAGAAUGAAGAUGUUUAAAACACUCUCCGAAUCAUUCUGGUGGAUCUUGUUCCUGCAAACGACGAUUUCAGCAAUAAGAGAACAAGAUGUGCCUGCAAUUCAACCUUUUAAUUUUCCUCCUCGCUUGAGCGAAGGACAGAGCGCUAAAGUGCUGUGCAACAUAUUGCAGGGAAAACGUCCCAUUUCUUUCGAAUGGCUUCGAAACGGAGAGAAAAUAAGCGAAAAGAAUAAAAUCUCAAAUCAAGGUGACUUUUCGGUGCUCAUCGUUAAUAACAUUGGGAGCGAUGAUGGAGGAAAUUACACUUGCAUCGCAUCCAACGAGGAAGGAGCUGCUCGACACUCUGCGCAACUCACAGUCGAAGCAUCCCCUCAGUGGCUUGAAGCGCCCGAUGAUACAACCGGCACUCACGGUUCCUACUUGCACCUUCACUGCCUGGCAAGCGGUUUGCCUCCUCCUCGCGUCACGUGGUUCAAGGGAGAUGAGGUCAUCGGUUCAGCGGGAGGAAGGAUGGUUGCCCCUGGCAACGGCUCACUCAUAAUAAGUAUCCUGAAUGAGGAGGAUGAGGCUCUGUACAGAUGCCUCGCCCACAAUGGAGUGGGUGAGGCCCUCGCCAAACAAUUCAAAAUAUCUGUCAACGUUCCUGCUCGUUUUGAAGAUAAGUUCACUGUGAUCACAGUUAAGAAGGGUGACAGUGCCAACGUGAGGUGUGAAGCUGUCGGUGAUCAGCCACUAUCAGUCAUUUGGAAACGAGAAGGAAAAGAGUUAAGAAAGAUCAAUGGAGGAAGGUAUGAGAUAUUUGAGACACUCACCCCCAAAGGUUUAAAGUCUGAACUUGUUCUCCGAGAAGCAAAUCGAGCAGACGGUCAACUUUACACUUGUGUGACAGAAAACCCGUACGGUAAAGAUGAAAGGAAUAUCAAACUUUUGGUUAUGGAAGUGCCGGCGACUCCGUUAGACCUGAAAGUGCAAGAAAUCUGGAGUCGGAGUGUGAGUGUUUCUUGGUCUCCUCCUUACACGGGGAACAGCCCAAUCACGAAAUACGUGAUUCAGUACUGGAAAGAUGCAGUGUCCGGUGGCGGUCAUCGCUUAGAAGAGAAAGGGGUGACAAGUGCCCAGACCUCUGCCCUCAUUAAAGAUCUUCAUUCGGGAACUAAUUACGGACUAGCCAUAGUAGCUGAGAAUACCGUGGGACGGGGUGAGCCUUCGGAUACUUUAUCUUUCACGACGGGUGACGAAGAGCCUUCCUCUGCACCGAUGGAUGUGAAUGUAGAUGUCAAAGGAACUGCAUCAUUACUCGUCGCAUGGAAACCUCCCCUGAAGAGUGAAUGGAACGGAAAGCUGAAGGGUUACUACGUGGGUUACAAGAUGCUCCAGGAUUCCAGUCACCCUUACUCCUUCAAGACUGUGGAGUAUGUGCCGGGAGGGAUACAGGAACAUAUGAUAAGCAGUCUCAGAAAGGACACAGAGUACAGUGUCAUUGUGAAAGCAUUCAAUUCGGCGGGCAGUGGUCCACCUUCGCAGGAGGUCAUCAUCAGAACAUUAGGAGGAGAUUUGCCAGCGCCACCUGUUGUUUUCGUUGUCUCAACUACUGAAAACACAAUAAAAAUUCAAUGGAGAUCUGUUGACACCAAAAGUAAAGUAUCUGGUCACGCUGUCCAUUACCGACGAAAGGGUGAGAGUUGGCAGCGUGUGGCGGUGACGUCACCCACAGAGAACUCGUACACACUGACGGGACUUCACAGCGGUUCUUUCUACCAGCUGUACGUCACAGCCAAUGGGGAAUACGGGGAGGGAGAUCCAAGUGAUGUCGUCACAGUCAAAACAUAUGCAGAAAACAACAAGAUUUUUUCGUCCCGUGAAGAUAAUGAUGAUGAUCAGCCGAUGAUGCUGGACAUGUCACUGAUGAUCCCCGUGGCAGCCUCUCUCCUGGCGGUGACAGUUGUCAUCAUUGCUGUCUGCAUUUGGAUCUUGAAAGCAAAAUCCAGAAGAGACCUGGAAAGAGCCAUUCAAGAGGAUAAGCGGUUCAUCUAUGCAGCUGCAGCCACCCAGCGGUACGUGGACAUCGACAAGACUCGUUCCCUGCCGGCCUAUCACGAUCCCGCUCUCUUGCACUAUCCCACCCCCUAUGCCACAGUGCCCAUGGGAGAGGAACUUCUCAUAGAGGAACCCAAUCAAGAAAUGAAAGCUUUCCUCGCGACGCAGAAUAUGAUGGAUCGACCUCUACCUAACCCAGGAGGGACGAAGCAAAGAGACUCUCACAUCUACGACAGUCCACACUGAGGUUCGUUCACUACAACAUUGAAACAAGAAUGUCCCUUUUCAGUGCCUCAAUGAGUUAUGCAAAAACAAAAAUCCGUCUGUUUGCUUCCUGUUUUAUGAAUUAUGAAGUCAUUGCUCCUUGACACGCGAUGGCACAUGGUGGUUUCUACAGUCUAAACGACACUUGCCGGAUAAAUUAUCUCGGGAUCUUCCCAAGUCAGUAGCAAAGGUGUUAAAGAACUAUUCGUGUUCAAGAUGUCAGACGCAUGACUAGUACACUAUCCGGCCAAAAGAAUCCUGAUACCCAGUGGUAUAGACUUAAAGCGCCCUGUUGUUGUUGUAGUUCAUUAACGUCGUACUAGAGCUGCACAAUGGGCUAUUAGCGAAUGUCUGGGAAACAUCCCUGAGGAUGAUCCGAAAACAUACCAUCGCAAUUUUUGAUCCUCUGCAGAGGAGAUAUUUCCCCCAAUUCAGUAGCCCGAUGACUUGCACGCGAAGUCGAGCCCUUUACGGUAGAACAGUUUUACGAGGACCCAUACCGCACACCUCAGCCCCUAAGCUGACUAAUCCAAGUGGUCACCCACACUAACCGCAACCAGUGAUGCUUGACUUCAGUGAUCUGCUGGGAACCGUGUCUUAACGAUCAAUCCACUGCGGGACCUUAGAGCGCCCUGAGUCACAGGAUGUUGGUGACCCCCAUUUGCAUCGAUGACUGCCUUCUGGGAAGACUCUACAAUAGUUUUUGAUAGGACUCUCAUCACAGCUGUGUAUGCAGUGAGGAUUUGUGCUCUAAUUCCUCCCAAAGGUGUUAUAUGUAAUAGGGGCUCUGAGAAGGACAGUUUUUGAACACCCAUUUCAUCAAAGCACGUCUGUGCAACCCUUUAUGUGUGAAUGAUGGAAGAGAAAUGUGCCGAUAUAUUGCCAUAGAGCAGCACUCUCCACAUACAUCUUAGAGUUCAUGUGUCCAACCACAAGGAACUAACUAACUUAAGCCAAACCACGAGAAACACCCCCUCCCAACACCAUUCUACUUCCAUCACCAUAACCGAGUGUCCGGAUACUUUUGGACAAAUAAUGUGCAAGAAUUUUAUUUACACGUGUGGUGUAAUGCUACGGACCAUUGAAAUAUCACGAAAACAAAUUGAAAACAUCCUAAAUUGCACUCAGAAUGAUAGUUUCUCGAAAAUGCCAGAUGAUUCUUAUCGUCAUGCGCGGAGCAGUCUUAUUGUUCAUUAAAAUGGCAUGAAAAUAAGUAGAAAGAUAGUGCCUCUUACAUUCUAAUUGGACGUAAAUCUAUUAAUCCUUAUCCGCUUUUACGAAUCUCUCUCGGCCAUGUGAUGUAUCCCCUCGAAUCACGCCGUUUAGAAUGUAGGAAGGCAGAAACACGGUUUGUGCUUAAGAUAGUGUGUAAGAGAGUCACAAAAAUGGUGCGUGGAAAAAUGUCUUCUGGUAUUUGAGUUCUACCUUCCUUAUUUGUCAGUCCUUUUCUCCCUGUCCAUUGUAGAAGGAUAUCCCAAAGCCAUGUGUGUUUUAAGUCAGGCUCGAGUCGUUUUGAAUGUAGAAACCAUACUGAGUAUAGGGUAAAGAACGUGUGACUUCAACGUGUAAAAUUGUUGUGAUAAAGCCUUAAAGUUUGUGUGCUCGAUUAUCAUCACAAGAUGUGCUUUAAAUAACUUAGAACUGCCAUUGAGAACGCGCUGCAUUGUGGGACACAUUCAUUCCGGAAACGGAAUGACAUUGAAGUGUAGUGAUAUUCGUUUAUUGCUGUUGUAAAUUAAAAAUCAUUUAAAAUUUAGCUGAGAUAAUAUUAACUUAUAAUCCAAAUCAAAAUUUUUGAUGGUUUUCCGUUGAUGUACCAACAUAAUCUGGAUUGAAUGGCAACCAUCCAUCAUGAACCAUUAUAUUUUUUGAUGGGAACCAACAUAAGUAACCAUCUCCUCAAUGUAGAAAUUCGGACUGCUUCAUGAUUUUCCAACAUAAAAAAACACUACUUGUUUUGAUGGUAUAUUUUUGAGAACCAAAACCAUCAUGAUUAUGUCUAGUUGGAAUCAUCACGGAUUGUUGGUUCAUGAAAGUCAAACUUCUCUCGAUGGUUAACCAUCAUAUUAUUAAAGUAGCAUUUUCUAUCAUGGAAUGAUGGAGGUUUGUUGUCAUAUCAAAAACCAUGAACACGCAAUGGAAAAUGCUGAAUGAUGGUGACCAUCAAAUGAUGUUGGAUCAUCAGAAAUGGCACUGAAACCUACAUAAACUAUUAAAAUUAAUUUUUCGAUGGGACCAUCAAGAAUUUUGGCUUGAAUUUUAUGUUUUAGCCAUUUUUAUAUCAUAUCAUAAAAGACUGCAAAUCAUCCCACUUACCAUAGGGAGAAAUACACUAAAAACGGCUAAAAAUAAAAGAACUUUUAUUAUAGCAACUUUUAAUAUUUCUAUAGGUAAUUUCUGUUUGUUUUUGAAUACUUGUAUUAAGAAUGUAUGUAUAUAGUUCUUCAUAUUACGAUCCGACCUUAUAAGACUUUUUUUUUGUUACUCUACAGAGAGAUAGGAUUUACUUUUGUUAAAUAGAAAGGUAAUUAAAACUAAAUGACUUGCAAUAUUACAUUCAUGCAAAUCAUUUUUAUUGUAAUAUUACAAAAUAUUACGUUAUAAUAUUAUAUUUUAUGAUAUUCUUAAUACAAUACUGCAAGUCAUUAUAUUACAUGUUACAUGUACGCAAUAUUGAGAUAAUGAAAUUGAUAAAAAUUCAUACUAACGUUUAAUUUGUUUUGUACCAUAAGCAGUUAAAUAACUUUUUAAAGGGGUCACUGUCAAUUGUUAUUGCUGCAUUGCUUAAAAAAUAUUUUUGAAAUGAGGCUCACCAUUAUAAUCUUUAGGUGUUUUACUGGACAAAGCAUCCUUAAAAUUAUUUUAAUGUAUUUCUUUUUUUUAAUAAGCCACGAAAAAUGAAUUCUAAUUUUACACCAGUAUGGUAAAUGACUGUGCAUAGUUACUGCUCUGUUGCAUUGAAUGGUUCAAGAUCCUUAAUAAAGUUUAAUACGGAUACUUUGUAUUAUUUCGCAGAAAAAAAUAGCUCAGUUUUUUUUCCAAUGUUUUGCUUCUUAAGUUUUUAAACGUUGUUAUUUUUUUGAUAACAGGCGAAAUAACAAAAAGAAACUAAAAAAAAUCAAAGCAUGUUAACAGAAUAUGUUGCAUAUUAGGAGAUAGCUUGUCUUGAUGAAAAUAAUUAAAAGUUUCUUUUGCUCGCUUUUAUUAUAAUCUGUAUAAAUUUCCAAUCAAAUGCCUUUGAUAGAUGGAAUUUUCCUCAAAUAUGUUAUUCAGGAAGUUAUUACUAAAACCGCGUGUAAAUGCUAAUUUUUGGGAAUGAAUGCCGUCUAGAAUUCCCCACACAGCAAAAUAUACAGUUCGCUGUUGUCAAAAAUAAUUUUCUAUUUUUGAAUGAUUUUGUUUCUCCUUAAUCCUAUGAAAUCAAGCCAAAAUCUAAUAAUUUUGAUACUACGAGAGUUUUAUUUUAAAAACAGCAAAAAUGUAAACAUUCUUUGCUAUCUAGACAAAUAACUAACCGUUUCCGUCUAAUUUUGUUUCCGGUGAAUCAAACCGAAAUGAGCAAGAAUAGUAUUUUAGAAGUUUAGCGGGUUUUUAUGUAUAAAUUAAAAUUUCUUUUACCUUUACCCAAUUAUUUGCCUGAAAUGUUAUCCAAGCAAACUAUACAUUGUUUCUUAUUUAUUUAUACUCUGAAUUAAAUAAAGUUAUACUGAAGCUAAAAGAACCAUUUAUUUAGAAACAAUGAGGACUUUAUGAAUCAUAUUUUUUAUUUGUCUUUUUACUUAUAAAACUCUCAUAAUUUCGGAGCUAUUGCUCCUAUAAGCUUAAUUUCAAUUUCAUUUAAAUCUGCGCGAUGCUAAAAUUACACAACAUUUCCCAGAUAGCAAUUCCCCAGACAACUAAGCAUGUAUCAAUUAAAAAUUGUUCUUUUUAUAUUUAAAGUCUUUAUUACUUAUUAUCUAUCAGACCAAUUAACUGUUUUUCAUCGUAUUCUUACAGUAUCAAAAUAAUACAUUUAAAAUCCUUCUCACUUAUCCAAUCUCUUAUUUGAACCCCUUCAAUAAAUUCAAGAUGACGACUGAAGCUUAUGUCACGAGUGGAGACAUUCAUGAAUUUAAAGUCUAAGCCGCCACUUUAAAAGCAAUUUUAAGCUUUUUUCGUUCAACUAUUGGCAGACCACCUUGCUAUCAUGAAGAAUAAAUAUUGUUGAACAAUCAAAUCUAGAUUUUUCCCCUGCAUUUUUAAUACUUUCUAACAAUAUUUUAUUUCAAGAUCUUUUCAGAAGAAGUGGACGCAAAUGCUGGUUAGUUCCAUCGAAAAGUCCUCCCCGAAAUUAAAUUUCUCCCAAUCCUUGAUCCAGGAGUUCCCUUGUCUUCUGCAUCUGGUUUAAAAUUACAGGACUUCGAAGUUGAACAUGAUUUGUCGUGAACCCAAAAUUGGUUCGACUGUUCAACGAUGGUGAUAAAUAUAAAUAUUAAACUACUGGCAUAGCAUAUGAUGAAAAACAGAUAUUAAUGAAAAAUCGAAUCUAAAUUUUUCCCCUGCAUUUUUGAUGCUUUCUAAUAAAUUUUUAUUUCACGAUCUUUUCAGUAAAAGUGAACAUCGCAGACGCUUCAUUUCUGGCUGUUUUACUUGCCUUUGUCAUUUACAUUAACAGGUCUUGUUUUCGUUAACUGGUAAGAAAACAAUACCAGUAAUAUAACUGGAAUUGUUAUAUUACUGGUAUUGUUUUCUCUUCCACUAACUCCAUUAUUGUUACUACUGUGUGAAUGGCAUCUUAAAAACCAAAUCCUAAAUUCGAUCUCGAAAGUUUGUUUAAAAGCUUUGUUCAUCUUGAUUGGAUUUUUAUUUUAGCACAAAAAUAGACCAUUGGAAAAUUCAAUUGAAGAAUAAAGUGUCUAUUAACGAACAGUUUCGCAUGUUUAAAUAUCAAGAAUUAUAAAAACUUUUGAACCUAAGAUAAACAAAUAAGUACACUAGGUGUGUUUGUACAUAUACCCUGUAUAAAGUUGUUACAAAUCGGCAUAUUCUGUGCACGCGUACUAUGUUAGCUGAUUUGCAAUGUUUGUAAAGAUUCUUGAUAAUAAAAUGUUCUUCAUAAAAUAA